AAAGAUACACCGCACUUCCAGAUAUUAAAAAAAUAACAGAAAUACAAACGAGAAAAAACUAAUCAACUAAGUUUAAAGACUAUUAUGUGGUGAAUGCGUAGCAAAUGAAUUCAGGAAGAUGUGGUGGACAAAGUGUGGUUUAUUGGGAUUAGUGCUUUUGGUGCACGUCGUGUGGAGUGCGCAAACCUCCGGUUAUCUGAACCGCCAGAGAACGAAUGUGCUAAAGGGAUUGAGAGGAUCUAGAUUUGAUGUGCCUUCGGUUAGGUUGAGGCAUCACGGUUCCUCAUCGCGUUAUCCUCAUUUGGAUGGUGUGUUAAGUAAAGUGAACAAAUUGGCCAACUCGAGGACCGCGACGACAACUUCCGCUCCAUUGAGGACAUCGAAGAACCGGAAACCAGUCGGAAGGAACAACGAUGAUCUGUACGAGACUUACGAUGAUUUUGAGUAUAUGGAUAGGAACGGAGAUGAGCUAGACAAGGAUGAUGAUGACUUCAUGCAUUCGGAGAGCGAGGAGAACGAAGACGAGCAAAAGUAUGGAGACGAGUUCGAGGAGGAGGCGGAGGACGAGGACGAGCGAAAGCACCAUCGUAAUUGGCAGGCGGAGGAAGCUACCGACGACCCGACGUCUCUAACGCAGAUGAAAUGGGACAGAUUUGGGACACGGGCGAAGGUUGAAGAAAGUAGAACGAACCAGAUGAACAACAGGCAGACUUCCUCGUUCUUAGGGGCGAGAGCUAAAACCUCUGAAGUGAUCGACCACAUCCGAAGGGUGAAUCUGGAGGCCAAGUGCAGCGUACCAAGGUUGAAGGUGGUCAACAUCCAGGAGGAACGGCCAAGUCCAGGCAAGACUUACCUACCGCAUUGCACCGUCCUUCAUCGAUGCUCAGACGACACCGGGUGCUGUUCGUUCGCUGAAACCAAGUGCCAGGCCAAGAAGCAGACUCUGGUCUACCUUUACUUUUACACUAGCAUGCUGGGCCAUCAGGGCAGCAAGGUGGAGAGGUUGGCCUUCUACAAUCACACCGAAUGCGGAUGCCAGAAGAUUGGUGCGACGCCGACGGACGUAAGUGCUCCCCCCGAAAAUCUUCGCAUGGGGAGGAACGGCGGUCUGAGUGUCCGAUCAGCCUCCAGUUUAUUCGAUGAUGGGUGUACCUGUCCCGAGGAAUUCCUUCCUAAACGAAGGUUUGGAAGCAAAUGCACUUGCGACUGCAUUACAUCCAAUUCCGGAUGCAUCAAUAUGAAGAAAGGCAGAGAACACUUCUCUUACAAAGAUAGAGUGUGUAUAUAUAACGAGAAGUGCGGAAUCCCCAACUGUGAGUAUGGUCCAUACAUUCACCAGAGAGGAAGGUGUCCAAAGAAGCAGGAAAAGUUGGAUGCGUACGCAAACGUGACGCGCAUCCAGAACUGAAGCCAGAUUUUAGAGUAAUUUUAAAUGUAAUUUAUAUUCUAUACCAGUGAUAUAUAAAUAUUUUAUAAAACAUUUCGAAAUAGUAUUGUUUCGCUUAAGGAAGAAUAUAUCUGUCGUAAAUCCUCUCCUCACCCCUCUCCCCCCAAUUACCCUUCAUUAGAAAUCUAUAAAAUCUUCGCGUUUUUAUUUUUUAUAUGAUUUUUUGUUUGUUUCUUUUAUUAUAUAUUUUCUCUUGUGUAUAAAUAAGUGAAGUAGAUUGUGCAGUGAUCGCAAAUAUUUAGAUCACUUUGUCCAACCCUAGUCUUAUAUUAUAUAUUAUUGUAAUGUGCUUUAGUAUUUUAACUUUUUUAUAUAUAUAUAAAUAGAAAGAAAAUAUGUGUAGUUCAAUCAACGUUAAAUUUAAUGUAACUUAUAGACAAAUGAAAGCUUUCAAUGUAACGAGUUAAAAUUCCCAUUUAUAACAAAAUAUUUCUGUCGAAACCAAUUUUAUGUGUAGGAAGAGAAGGAAGGAAUAUUAAAAUAAAUAAAACAAGUAUAUCUGACGUAAAA
Nicrophorus vespilloides is the source of this 1957-nucleotide messenger RNA. RefSeq lists its product as uncharacterized. The record is from RefSeq and is a predicted model, not a curated record. The coding region runs from base 119 to 1408 and encodes 429 amino acids. Gene Ontology annotation, molecular function: growth factor activity. Lineage: Eukaryota; Metazoa; Arthropoda; Insecta; Coleoptera; Silphidae. Gene Ontology annotation, cellular component: membrane. The transcript has 7 exons. Gene Ontology annotation, biological process: hemocyte migration.